Neoarthrinium moseri is the source of this 1953-nucleotide messenger RNA. RefSeq lists its product as uncharacterized. The transcript has a single exon. Gene Ontology annotation, biological process: maturation of SSU-rRNA from tricistronic rRNA transcript (SSU-rRNA, 5.8S rRNA, LSU-rRNA). The record is from RefSeq and is a predicted model, not a curated record. The coding region runs from base 1 to 1953 and encodes 650 amino acids. Gene Ontology annotation, cellular component: 90S preribosome; small-subunit processome; nucleolus. Gene Ontology annotation, molecular function: protein binding. NCBI's taxonomy places the organism in Eukaryota, Fungi, Ascomycota, Sordariomycetes, Amphisphaeriales, Apiosporaceae.
AUGAAAGCCGAAAACGUCGGCGACGUGUCCGUGUACACUGUCGCGGGUGCUGAGACCGCCCGGCCCCUUCCAGACUGGCUGGCCCGCCGGAGGAAGCGCAGUCUGAAGAACGACGUCGAAUACCAGAACCGCAUAGAACUGCUCCAGGACUUCGAGUUCGAGGAGGCUAGCCAGUGCAUCCGCAUCUCCGACGAUGGCGAGUGGCUGAUGUCCACGGGCACAUACAAGCCCCAGAUCCACGUCCACCAGCUCUCCCACCUGUCACUAUCCUUCGCCCGCCACACCACCUCGUUGAACACGACCUUCCAGAUCCUGUCCACCGACUACACCAAGUCCAUACAUCUCCAGAGCGAUCGCAAGAUCGAGCUCCACACCCAAGGCGCCUGCCACUACGAGACGAGGAUACCGCGCUAUGGAAGAGAUCUGAUCUACGACCGCCACUCUGCCGAGGCGCUGAUUCCCGCCGUGGGCCUCGACGCCGAAGGCAAUGGCGAAGUCUUCCGUCUGAAUCUCGAGGUUGGCAGGUUCAUGAAGUCCUACCACGUCGACAUCGGUGCCGAUGAGGGAGUAGAGACCGGUCUACAGGGCAGCAUUGGCGUCGGUGCAGUCCUUGUGGCAGCACAGGCCGAAAACACCCACAACUUGACGGCCUUCGGAACUUCCAUUGGCACUAUUGAGUUUUGGGAUCCACGGUCGAAGAGUCGCGUGAGCAUCAUUGGAGGACAGGAGGGUGAGGUGACGGCUUUGGACUUUAACAGUUCAGGUCUGUCUCUCGCCUCCGGUACCUCGACCGGUCUCAUCAAGCUCUUUGACCUCCGAAGCCCGGUGCCACUGCUCCAGAAGGACCAGGGCUUGGGCUUCCCGGUCAAGGAGCUCAUGCACAUGACGACUGCUUCGCAGGAAAAGAAGGUGCUCUCUGCAGACAAGCGAGUGGUCAAGAUCUGGGACGAGUCGGACGGAAAGCCUUGGACCUCGGUGGAGCCGCUUGUCGACAUCAACUCCGUCGCCUGGUGUAAGGAUACCGGUAUGUUGCUGAGUGCCAACGAAGGCAAGCAGCAGCAUGCAUGGUUCAUCCCGGAGCUAGGCCCGGCGCCCAAGUGGGCAAGUUUCCUCGACAACAUGGUCGACGAGAUGGCCGAGGAGGUCCGUACCGAGACCUACGAAAACUACAAGUUCCUUACGAAGCCGGAGCUCAAAGCUCUCAGCCUGGAUCAUCUUGUUGGCAAGACAAGCCUGCUGCGGCCGUAUAUGCAUGGUUACUUUGCGGCUUCCAAGCUGUACGAUCAGGCUAGAUUGAUUGCGAACCCCUACGCCUGGGAGGACGAGCAAAACAAGCGCAUCAAGGAGAAGAUCGACAAGGAGCGUGAGAGCAGAAUUCGUGGCAACAAGAAGGUCAAGGUCAACCAGCGGUUGGCCGACAAGCUGCUCAAGCGCCAGGAGAGAAGAAUCGAGCCCGACCUCAAGGCCGGUGCCCUGGGCGAUGAGCGUUUCGCCAAGAUCUUCGAGGAUGAGGCUUACAAGAUCGAUGAGACCAGUAGAGAGUUCAAGGCGCUCAACCCAAGCACAAAUAUCGAGCUUCUGGACAAUGACGCCGAACUUCACGCUAAACUCACUGCGAAGUACUCGGAUGAUGAAGACGGUUCAGAUGUUUCUAUGGAAAGCGAUGACGAGAUUGUGCAGAAGCCGAAGCCGAAAGAGAAGGUAGAGAUGAAGGUGUCCUCGUCGAGCCGGGGCGGUGGUCGAGAAGCGAGGGACACAGCCUUCGGAUCACGAGCCCAGAAGUCCGGCCGGAUCACAAAGAGCCGGGGUGCGGAUGUCGUAGGGGAGCGUUCGGUAACCUUUGUACCGGAAUCCAGGAAGAAGAAGUUUGAGGAGACUGUGGAACCAGCAGCCAAACCCAGACGAUCUGAUGCCAGGCGGAGCGCUAGCACAAAUACUUUCAGAAAAAUGUGA